AUGUUAAUGUUCGAUGUUACCGAGGUGCUAGCUGAAAAGUCGGAAAAAAAAGAAUACGGAAGGACAAUUAACAAUAUACUAAAAUGUGUCGAAACAAUAGGUCAGGUAAUAUACAAUAUUAUACUGUCUAUGAGCGAGGAGCUGAGGCGAGCGCUUUACCACAACAACAGCGCGGUAUCGCUGGAUUCGGAGAUCAUAGUGCCGGAUCUGGUGGGCGCGACCGAGAUACUGAGCGACGAGCACAGGGAACAGCUCUGCCGGCACCUACCGGCGAGGGCCGAGGGUUACCUGUGGACCCUCGUCUUCAGCACCAGCCAGAACGGCUUCAGUCUCAACAGCAUGUACAGGAAAAUGAGCAAAGUCGAGAGCCCCAUUCUCCUCGUCAUCGAGGAUACAGAGGGCAACGUUUUUGGAGCCCUGACCUCGUGUUCGCUGCGCGUCAGUGACCACUUCUACGGCACGGGGGAGUCGCUACUCUUUAGGUUCACGCCGAGGUUCCAAGCCUUCAACUGGACCGGCGACAACCUCUACUUUAUCAAAGGCAACAACGAGAGCCUCGCCAUUGGAGCCGGAGAUGGCAAGUUCGGACUGUGGCUAGACGGUGACCUUUACCAGGGUAGAACCCAGUCGUGCAGUACCUACGGCAACGAGCCACUGGCGCCGCACGAGGACUUUGUGGUCAAGACGCUCGAGUGCUGGGCGUUCAUAUAGGACACGGCCCCCUUCCAGCAGGUCGUAGCUCUCGCUUCGUCCCCGCUGUCGAAAACGUCAAGUCCGACGCCGCCGUCGUCGGCAACCCUGAUGCAGACCCAGUCGAGUCUCACCUGAAUCGUUGGACCUCCAUGUUAAGCCUCGGGAGGGGACCGUUGUUGUUGUCACGCGCGCCGCGCUCGCUCUCCACCUGUUGAAUACACAUACAUGGAAUCACACAGCGCACCCUGGAUAAGGGCUUUUUGGAGCGCCUGGUGAUUUUGUCGCUGGUGCAGAGGAGAGAGCGAGACGCGUGCGAGCGAUACAAUAGGCUUCAACGAUAUGUUAUACACUGUCUGUCUCGGAGGCACGUGCCUGCAGAUGAUGAUGAUGAUGACACAACUCCCUCCCUUUCCAAAUCUACACUGUAUUGUUGUCAUGUUGCGUCAAAAACGAAAGCCAUUAUUAUUGAUUAUUUUUGUGUGUACAAACUUUUUACUCGUCUCGUUUGUAUUAUUGUUGCGCAAAGGAUGUUGUUACGAGGUCCGCGGGAUACAAUUAUUCUUGUUAUGCACACGUGAUGAUACAUCUUACACGAGGCGCACGAUUAUUUUUUAACGAUUGACGGACGAUGAAAGAGUUGAUACAAAGCGACGAUUUUAAAAGACGGACAAACAAACGAAAAGAAGGACAUAAAAUUACAACUUUACACCGAUGAUACUCUUUAAUCAAACGCCUCGACUAAUAGACUUUUUAAUUAUUUUUUUGAUUUAUAAUCAUUGUUGAUUCCUCAAUUUUUUUUUGUAAUUUAGGAUAUUUAUUAU
Copidosoma floridanum is the source of this 1514-nucleotide messenger RNA. It is a transcript of the gene mtd, whose product is annotated as TLD domain-containing protein mustard. Gene Ontology annotation, cellular component: nucleus. The record is from RefSeq and is a predicted model, not a curated record. Gene Ontology annotation, biological process: response to oxidative stress. NCBI's taxonomy places the organism in Eukaryota, Metazoa, Arthropoda, Insecta, Hymenoptera, Encyrtidae.